UCUUCCGAAAUAAGGCCCAAGUGGAAGGGGCGUGGUCUCGGUUCUCUUCCGCCUCCCUCGCGGCAGUUUACGGUUGCCUAGUAACGCCAGGGCGCUUGCCAGUUACUGUCUUAUUCUACGGUGGUCCGUAAUUAUACGUGUGUUUUCGAUAUAGGAACACUCGCUCGCCACAACCGCUGCAAUGCAGAACGCUGGAGGUGCUGAGGGGGAGCAGCCCAGCGAAGAGGAGAGCUACGGAGAGCUGCAGGAUGGAGGUUACGAAGGAGCACAGGACAGUGGAGAGAGUGUCCCACCUGCUCAAGAGGGUGGUUCACAGGAUCAGUCAGGAACAGAGGAUGGUGAUCCGACGCCACAGCUUAACCUUGACUACAGUGAGCAAGAAAAUGUUUCUCAGCUGCCACUGAUACCUCACCUCUCAAACCUUGAUGCACCAGAUGAUAUGGAGUAUCAGGAGCUACUGCCAGAGGGGGAGGAGAAGGAAGAGUUAACUGUUCUUGACCCAGAACAUCCUCUGGUAAAAAGGCACCAAGCUGCUCUGACCAUCCAGCUCAAAAGGCGGCUGGAGAGGGUCAACCUUGCCCUGAAGGAAAAGCGGGCACUGGAGAAGGCAGAUGCCAGCCAUAUACAGGAGAUAGAAUUAGAGAAUUCUAGGCUUCACAAGCGGUUGGCUAGACUUCGGGCCAAGCUGGAGGAUCGUCAGCUAUCCAAGGAACAGGCUGAAGCCAAACAUCGGCAGGCACAGGAUCAGCUGCAGCAAAUGAAGAGCCAGUUCACCAGUAUGACUAGUCAGGACAGCAAAGUCAAAGCUGAAGUGUCCCAGCUGCAGGGUGAACUCGACAACCUGAAUCAGCAUCUCGUGUUCACACAAGGACUCAGUGAAGAUCUGCGCUCUAAUGUGAAAGCCAUGCAGAACGCCAGACACAAAGUGGGAGCUGAGAAGACCCAGGCCGAAGAGCAGAAAUUGAAGCAGGAUUUGUAUGUAGAGCGUCUAACGAAGGACUUGGAGAGGCUGAUGCAGCAGAUAGCUAUGUAUGACACCCAGACCAGCGCUCAAGCAAAGGAGACACAGGCAGCCAAAGAGGCUCUUUUUGAGGCUGAGAUGGAAAUGGAGUCUCUGGUAAUGGCACGUAAACAGCUGGUGCAGCAGUGGAGCAGCAGUCUAAUGGGAAUAGGGAGACGAGAUGAGGCCUUCAGCGCCAUGCAGGAGGCCUUGCGCACUGUCGAGCACCAGUUGAUCUUGCUGGACAAAGAGAUUGAAAGCUACAAGAAAUCCACCACUGAAGAACAGGAGCAAAAUGAAACAUUAACGAUGCAGUUGAAAGGGUCCCAGAUGGACUGUGCCACUUAUAAAAAGCUGAUCAGUGAGAAGCAGGCCCAGCAAGAGGCCCUGCAGGCCCACUUUAGCACCUGCCUCCGCACUCUGAAGGAGACAGAGCGCACUCUCACCAGGCUCUCUACGGAAACAAGCACGCACCAGGCUGAGGUGAACAAUCAGAGGAGGCAGUUGGAGAAAGAAAGUGCAGGGCGUUUGGAGUUGGAGGACAAGAUCAUGACCUACAUGCAGCAGAAGCUCACCCACAACAGGGCCGCCAAAUACUCCCAAAAGCUCACCAGCAAGACAGCCACACUCAAAAAGGAGAAGAUCUCUCAGUUGUGGCAGCUGGAGAACGAUAUAGCCGCGAUGACACUGGAGAGCAGCGAGGUCAGCCAGCGCCUGGACAGCCUAGCCAUCACCCAGGAGGCCCUCGAUGAGGAGGUUGCAAACUACAACAAGUUGCUGGCGUCCAACCAGGCCAAGAUUUCUUCCUUCAUUACCCUCAUCAAGCAGAAACAGUCCACUAUCACCAACUACAACAAACAGAUCUAUCAGAUCACAGCCAGCACUGGGCACGAGGAUCUGAGUCCUCUGCAAAUCAAGGCACAGGAGUUAAUGGAUCAGAUUGCACAGCUGGCAGUGAUUAUCAAGAGCGACCAGAGGCUCUGGAUGAAACGACUGGAGACUCAAGUGGGACUGACCCACGAGUUAGAAGCCAACCGCAAGAACAUGCUCAAACUGCAGACAGAGUACACUACCAUGCAGCAAAAGAAAAUGCUCUUGGAGAGUCAGAUUGAAGCUGAGCACCGUGAGAAGACAGACCUAGAAAAGAGUGUAAAGAUGCUGAAAGGAGACAGGGUGAAGCUCAACACCCUGCUGAGCAAGAAGGGACAGCUCAGUAUGGCACUAGAGCAGGAGAAUGCCCUGAUGGAGACAGAUUUCCUUCGCAGACUAAAGGAAGCAGAGAGGGAGUCGAUCGAGAUGCAGAUGAAAAAUGAGAAGAAGCAGAAGGAUAAAGAGAUGUACCUCAACUGUCUGGUGGAGGCUGAGAAGCAGAUCAUGCUGUGGCAGAAGAAGACCGAGCUUAUAAAAGAGACACGUUCAGUUGUGGACUCAGAGGUGAAGGGAGACAUCCAGGCGAUGAAGGCUGAGAUACACCGUAUGGAGGUGCGACUAAGCCGCAUAAUGAAGCAGUCGGAGAAGCUGCAGAGAGAGAGUGAAGCAACAGUUGCCAGACGGGAGACGCUUGUCCUGCGCAGGGAGGCCUUGCUCUUCGGCUCCCAGAAAAAGGUUACGAAGGGUGGGCCGAACCUCAAAUUACAGGGCCUGAAGCGCAAGAUUAAGAACACAAACACGCAUGUGGUAGAGUGGGAGCAGAAGAUCAGGGAAUUACAGGAAAGCAAGGUGAGUCUGAGCGACAGGCUGGCGCAGCAGAAGCAGCACCUGAUAGAACUGUGUGGCACCAGCUGCAACCUUGACCCUGACAUCGAAAACCUCCAGGACACCAAACACAGGAAAUUUAACCACCUAGUGACACUACAGAGCCGGUCCAAGAAGCUGCAGGAGGUGCGUCAGGGCAGCUACCAGGCCUUGUCCACCAGUCAAUCCAUCAGCGCUGCUCUGCAGCGCCAGAUGGAGCGUGUCCACGCUACCAGCACCAUCUUGCACCGCGUGGGUGAGGAGUUCCCCCAGCAUCAGGGAACCCUCCGCAGGGUGUCACAAGCACUUGCAGCACACACACAGGCCCUGGAACAGGAGAUACCCCAAGAGUGAAGGGAGAAUAUACUGUAGUGUGCUAUAGUGCAGCAGUGAGUACAGGAGAAGUGCUGAGUGGAAAUGGGAGUAAGAAUUAGUUGAUGGAAGUUGAGGGAAAGAUUAAUUGAGAGCUUGUGUUGACCUGAGAAGAAGGAGAGGUUAUUAUUUUAAUAUUAUUGUAAUGUUUAAUGUUAAUUUUUGGAUUGAAGUAUUGAUUGUUGAAACAGUGUAAUGAAUAAACAUUGAAUCACAAUAACUCAA
Acanthopagrus latus (yellowfin seabream) is the source of this 3331-nucleotide messenger RNA. RefSeq names its product coiled-coil domain containing 40 (gene ccdc40). The record is from RefSeq and is a predicted model, not a curated record. The transcript has 19 exons. NCBI's taxonomy places the organism in Eukaryota, Metazoa, Chordata, Actinopteri, Spariformes, Sparidae. Gene Ontology annotation, biological process: heart looping; axoneme assembly; epithelial cilium movement involved in determination of left/right asymmetry. Gene Ontology annotation, cellular component: cilium; cytoplasm. Bases 182 to 3088 code for a protein of 968 amino acids.